AUGAGGGGACCAAUCUCCCGUAAUGUGGGCUCGGUGUGCACGGGUAUGAACUCGCCGUUCUCCCCCCUUGAAAUGCAAGCAAAAUGUUCUAACAUCACUCCCAAGCAGAACCUGCACCCGCGCGGUUUACAAUAUAUUGCCUACCAGAGUCAUGAGAAUCCCCUUUCCUCGCUCAUCUCUAUUCCUACAGACGGGUUAGCCUUUCAAAGCUACGUACAGUUUACCAAAGCUGUACGUAUCCGAACUUCUCUGAAAUGCCCUCCUUCUGUUCGACUCCUACACAGCGGACCAGAAGCUGUCGACCAUGUCUCGUCGUCGGUGGCUUCUCUCAAGGACAAUGACAGGAAUGACGAGGAUGACCCUGAUUCCCUCUCCACGACGCAGGAGGAGAAAGCUGUCAAGGCACGCAAAUCAUUUCGCGUCAGUAUUCCAAAGGUCAAUCUCGAAUCCGCUCUAGAGACAAUGAGACUGGCUCAUACACAUGGGCUCACGCUCGACGAAGUGACCCUUAAGCCUUCCCCAGACCAGACGGAUUCUCCGGUGCAAGUUACUCCGUUAAGGAAUGACAGGAGACUAGCUGCCAAAAUGAAAACUGACCUGGAGGUGUCAAGACGACAAGACAAGAUGAAGGAGACACUUCGCUUGAGACAGACUUUACCUCUGAUGGCGAAAGGGACGCAGCAGGCACUCCUGAAAUUGAUUGACGACAAUGAUGUGGUGGUUGUCCUGGCGAAAACUGGCUCGGGGAAGACUACGCAAGUCCCCCAGAUUAUCCUCGAUGACAAAAUAAUGUCUGCACAAGGUCCCUGUACAAAUAUUGUCUGCACCCAACCUCGCCGUAUUGCGGCAGCUUCUGUGGCGCAGAGGGUGGCCCACGAGCGCCAUGAUACCAUGAGAAACAGCGUUGGCUAUCACAUUCGCCACGACAACUGGUCACCGAGUCCGUUUGGUAGUAUAACCUAUUGCACCACAGGGAUCCUCCUCAAUCGACUCAUCGCGAACCCACAAGCAGCCUUGUCAUCUCAUUCGCACAUCAUUGUUGAUGAAGUCCACGAACGCGAUAUGCAGAUUGAUCUUGUUCUCUCGCUUCUGCGAAGGGCUAUCCGAGCGAGGAAGGCGGCACAGGAGAGCUUCCCCAAGGUUAUCCUGAUGAGUGCUACCAUUGACCCGACGACCUUUCUCGACUACUUCAAACAACCAGCAGAGGAUGGCACUGCCCUCAAUGUCGAUUGUCUCGAUGUGGAAGGAAGACGUGCGCAUGUCGAAACCCACUUUCUGCCUGAAAUCCUCUCGGAGUUGUCGCAAGGGGGUGACCUGCAUCCCUCGAUAAGCCAGUUGAUACAGGGUGGCCACCAUCAAUCCAGCGCACAACAUAUUGAACAAGAGAUGCAUUUUUCUGCCAGGCAAACCAAGCUGGCGUCGUCGUCUUCAAGUGACAACGCCGCGAAUCAGAAUGCGACGCUGACCAGUGCUGUCCAUGAAACCGACUCGGUUGAGCUGAUAGGCCCAAUGCGUGUCGGCCUAGCUGUCUCUGUCAUAGUCCAUAUCGCAAGGACCCAGCCGGAGGGCGAUAUACUGGUGUUCUUUCCCGGUUCGACGGACAUGGAAAAAGUUGAGCUUCUUUUGACCAGUGGUCGCUUCGCGUGUCUAGGAGUUGACUUCCAAGAUCCAAAGAAAUUCCGGCUGUUCAAACUUCACUCUCUGCGCCGGGAAACGAACGACCAAGUUUUUGAAGCUGUUCCUGAGGGCUGCCGGAGAAUCAUCCUGACGACGAACAUUGCCGAGACCUCCAUCACACUUCCAGACGUUGUUUAUGUCGUCGACACGGGCAAAGAGCGAAACAGUCUGUUUGACCCUUCGACGCUCGCGAGGAGCCUGCCUUAUGCAUGGAUCAGCAAGACCAGCUCAAUUCAAAGACGAGGGCGCGCUGGACGGGUUCGAAAUGGUCAUUACUAUGCUCUGUUUUCAAAGGAACGCCACGACUCACUCCGACCCAUGCAACGCCCGAAGCUCGAGCAGUCCGACCUCGCGGAACUGGUCUUGCAAUUGAAGGCUUUUCCCCAACACACCGAUGUUGAAAGUCUUCUCCUGGAAACAAUAGAUCCGCCCACAUCUGAUUCCGUUGCGAGCGCGGUGAGACAGUUGCAAAGUCUAGGCGCAUUGACUGAAAAAGGGGACAUUACAGACUUGGGAAGGUUAUUGUGGCGACUAGGGGUCCACCCAGCCCUGGGAAAAGGCAUUCUCUUGGGGUCACUGUUCGGAUGUCUGGAGCCCAUGCUGAUUAUUGCAUGUCACGACCCUGGCGCUCCUUUAGUGUCGACCCUCGAACUGAGCAUCGACAAACUGAGGGUCGUGAAACAGCGAUAUCUCCCGGAGCUCGAAAGUGACUUUGCUUGGAUCAUCGAGGCCUUCAAAGAGUACCAUGAAGCCAACCUGGCCGGCGAUGAAAACCUCAUGCAGGAAUUACGUGACACAAAAUAUAUUCGACACCGCGCCUAUCUGGAUAUGAUGAUGACCAGCAAAGGACUCCACGACGUCCUCGCCGAAGUUGGCUUUGUUCCACCUCCUCGACCCGACCAGACUCUUUUCGAGUCGCUUCCUGAGUCUUUGAACGCCCACAGUGACAAUAUGGUGCUUGUUAAAGCGCUGCUGGUUAACACGGUCAGUGCUGAACUCGCCGCCUGGCGAGGCGGCACCAGUUUCAAAGGCCGACAGUAUGGUUGGUCGACUGACAUUCGUGAUCUCAAAGGCAUGAUAUCGAAACACGGGGUGAAUGAAGGAAACACGCGGCGAGACCGACGGAAGAAGAAACGAUACCGCAGUCACGGUCGCCUGAUGGCAUACACAUGGAAACAGGGAGGGCUCGAUGGGCCUGAUGAUGUCGUAUGGCUUGAACAGGCCUCGAUGGUGACGCCGCUCAUGGCCAUCUUAUUCUGUCGGAGUCUCAAGCUGCAAGUCGACCAGGUGCUGGAGCUCAAUGAGUGGCUUCGGCUCCGUAUUGUAGCACCCGACGAUGUACCGCCCGAAAUAGCCGGUCAAGCGGCGGUCAUUCUGAUGGAACUGAGGAAAACGUUCGAUCGGUUUGUGAACAGCGCGUGGCUCGAGCUUGAGAGGCUGAAUCAGCCUCGACGGCCACGGCACUCUGCAGGCCAAGGACAAACUCCAGCACCAAGCGGGCUGGGUCUCGAGCUGAGAAAUGUCCUGGUCGAAGCAGUCGUGAAAAUGCUUGAUGCCGAUGAGGCGUAUUGGAAGGAGUGGCGUGCACGGCGCCGAGUGGAGAUUGCUUUGGACAUCGAACAGCAAAAGAAGGCGCAGGAAGAGGCAGAUGUUGAGGCCGCCGUCGUCGAGGACGAGGGACGAAAAGCAGAGCCACAGGAAGACGGCGGAGCUCUUGAGAUGGAGGAGAUAGACCCGGACGCUGAAGAAGAGGACGACAACAUUGAAUCGGGUGCUGAGGGCCACCGCGGGAAUUCUGCCCCUGACCAAGAAUACGAGAAGGCAUCGACUUGA
Fonsecaea erecta is the source of this 3510-nucleotide messenger RNA. RefSeq lists its product as hypothetical. Gene Ontology annotation, molecular function: ATP binding; RNA binding. Bases 1 to 3510 code for a protein of 1169 amino acids. Lineage: Eukaryota; Fungi; Ascomycota; Eurotiomycetes; Chaetothyriales; Herpotrichiellaceae. The record is from RefSeq and is a predicted model, not a curated record. The transcript has a single exon. Gene Ontology annotation, cellular component: intracellular anatomical structure.